Molecule: messenger RNA, 864 nt
Organism: Leptidea sinapis
Lineage: Eukaryota; Metazoa; Arthropoda; Insecta; Lepidoptera; Pieridae
Product: zinc finger protein OZF-like
Exons: 2
Coding region: 190-732 (180 amino acids)
Biological process (GO): regulation of transcription by RNA polymerase II
Molecular function (GO): RNA polymerase II cis-regulatory region sequence-specific DNA binding; DNA-binding transcription factor activity, RNA polymerase II-specific
Source: RefSeq, a predicted model, not a curated record
AGUUUCAAUAAAUCUGAUGGUUUGAAGAGACAUAAAAGAAUACACACUGGUGAAAAACCUUUUUCAUGUAAUGUUUGUGGUAAGAGAUUCAACGAUUCUAGUAAUUUUAACACGCAUAAAAGAAUACAUACCCGCGACAAACCUUACUCGUGCAAUGUUUGUGGUAAGAGUUUCAGCGUAUCUAGGUAUAUGAAGAAACAUAUAAUAAUACACACCGAUGAUAAACCUUAUUCUUGCAAUGUAUGUAGUCGGAGUUUUCAACGAAAAUAUUAUUUGAAGAUGCAUAAAAGAAUACAUACCGGUGAUAAACGUCAUUCAUGCAACUUGUGUGGUAAUAAUUUCUGUAAUAUUCGUAAUUUGAAAAGACAUGAACUAAUACAUAGCGGUGAAAGACCUUACUCAUGCAGUGUUUGUGGUAAGAGUUUCAUUGAUUCUAGUACUUUGAAAAGACAUGAAAAAACACAUACUAUGUACGUAAAAAUCAACAAAGAGAAAUUGAAUACGCAUAAAAGAAUACAUACCAGCGAUAAUUUUUGUGGUAAGAGUUUCAGUGCAUCUGGUGAUAUAGAGAAACAUAUAAGAAUACACACCGGUCAAAAACCUUUUUCAUGCAACGAGUGUGGUAAGAGUUUUAAUGGAUCUGGUAAUUUGAAGAGACAUAUUAGAAUACACUCUGGUGAUAAACCUUACGCAUGCAAUAUGUGUGGUAAGAGAUUUAAUGAAUCUGAAUAAAAAAGUUUGAACCUGCAUAAAAGAGUACAUACCGGUGAUAAACCUUUUCCGUGCGAUAUUUGUGGUAAGAGUUUCAGUGGAUCGUGUGAUAUGAAGAGACAUAGGAGAAUACACUCCGGUGAUAAACCUUAU